Rubroshorea leprosula is the source of this 1205-nucleotide messenger RNA. The record is from the annotation of a GenBank genome assembly. NCBI's taxonomy places the organism in Eukaryota, Viridiplantae, Streptophyta, Magnoliopsida, Malvales, Dipterocarpaceae.
GCAUUCCAUUUCCCAUUCCAAACCGCACUUCCUCCUCACAAAAAUCCAAACCCGUUUUCAUUUAUUAUUAUUAUUAUAUUAUUCUUUUUUUGUCCUAAAUGGCGCCUAGAGAGAAGGCGGCGGCUGUUAAGGGUAUUGGUAACGGCGGCGGGAAGGAGGUGCAUUUCAGGGGAGUGAGGAAGCGGCCGUGGGGACGUUACGCUGCCGAGAUCAGAGAUCCGGGGAAGAAGAGCCGUGUUUGGCUUGGUACCUUUGAUACCGCCGAGGAAGCUGCUCGUGCCUACGACAACGCUGCUCGCGAGUUUCGUGGCGCUAAGGCGAAAACCAACUUCUCCCUUGCCGGCGAAGACGUCAACAACAACGUUAAAUGUAAGAAUAUCAAUAGCAAUCAGAGUCCCAGCCAGAGUAGUACCGUCGAGUCGUCCAGCCGUGAGCCGACCCUGAUGAUUGAUUCCUCACCGUUGGAUCUCAACCUCGGCCAUGGCGGCGGCGGCGGAAACGGAUAUGGAUCUGCCGCCGCCGUUAGGUUUCCUUUCCAGAAGUUAUCUCCUGUUACCGGAUUUUUCGCCGGGACCAUGCCGGCGAUGGCGGCUCCCCCAGUUUUUUAUUGUGACGCCUUUGUUGGCGCCGGGGCUGUCAAGAGUCAGUAUCCGAGGAUGAGAAUCGAUCAUCCGGAUUUUCAUGUGGCGUUCAAUGGCGGAGCACAGAGCGACUCCGAUUCGUCCUCUGUCGUGGAUUUGAACCACCACGAGAUCAAGCCACGUGGACUCAACGGUCUGGAUCUGAACCUCCCCCCACCGGAAAUCGCCUGAUUUUUUUUUUCCCUGAUCGUAUUACUCAACGAUCGCGAUUUCAUUUCGCUUUUUUUCUAAAUUUAAUUUCCUUGUUUAUUUUAGUUUAAAAAAUAGGCUAAGAAAACAGGAAAAAAAAAAAAGAAAGAGAAAGAGAAAUUACGGUGAGAGCUGCGAGAUUCAUCGGAACAGAAAUCAACGGCGCUCGGGAUGUGAAUAGUAGCUGAUCAUCGCCCUUUUUUGCAACGGAGAAAUCGUUCCUCCUUUUCUCCGUUGUUUGGUAAUUAGUUGCUGUACUCUUUUUUGGAUCAAUGAAUUAACACCGAAAAAUUCCAUAUUUUCUUCGCGAUCUGUUGUGGAUAUGGUUGUCGCCGGAUCCGGCAGCAGGAAUUCCGGCGACGCCGUUGUACGUGG